AUGCAAUACAAGCUCAUCGCCAGCGCUCUUGCGUCCUUUGCCAUCGGCUCUGCCGUGGCUGGGCCCAUCGAGGUACGUGCUGUCGAAACACGCAACUGCCCUCAACGACUGACAAUACGCUCUAGGCCCGCGGCGAGCAAGCCAAGUCAGGUGCUCAGUGUCUUCCGUCUUGUGGAUUCCAGGUGCCUGGCCGCGACUACGAUUCGUACAACCUCCACGGCCAGGAAUGGUACCCAAACCAGCAUGGCUACAACUUCGACUAUGCCAACCAGCACCAAUACUACAAGUCGUCGAGCUCCGGCCACGCCGACGCCCAUGAGAGCACUGGAAUCAUUGAUGGGUUCAGGUAUGGCGACCAGUGCCACCCGUUUUGUGGAUCUCCGGUGCCUGGCCGCACCUACCAUUCGUACAACCUCGGCGGCGAGGAAUGGCAACCACACGAGGCCGGCUAUAACUUCAACUAUGCCAACUCGAAGGCAUACUACUCGUCGUCGAGCUCCGGCCACGCCUCUGGCCAGGAGAGCAGUGGCUGGAUCAAGGCCCGCGCCGUGCAAGCUAAGGCAUCUGCUCAGUGUUAUGGCGAGUCUUGUGGAUACCCUCAGGAUGACCGCAACUACCAGCCGUACUACCUCGACAACGAAUACAUCACUCCCACGGAGAAGGGCUACAACUUUGACUAUGCCAACGAGGAGAAUCUCUACUCGUCGAAGAACUCCGCCUCCGGCUCUGGAUAUUCGAUCAGUGGUGGACCGGACGACAGUGAGUGGUAA
Molecule: messenger RNA, 770 nt
Organism: Lecanosticta acicola
Lineage: Eukaryota; Fungi; Ascomycota; Dothideomycetes; Mycosphaerellales; Mycosphaerellaceae
Source: the annotation of a GenBank genome assembly